GGAGACGUCGCCAGUGCAUUGCCAUCGCUUCCCCGUAUCCACUGCCUCCGAAAAACAAACAAAAAUGCGCCGAGGGAAACGUGGGUCAAUCUUGCCGCCCGCCGUUUCCCCGCAGUUUCCCGGUGCCGGAGCCGAGCGAAGUCACCAAGAAGGAAGGGGCGUCACCUCGCUUGUCGCCUCUGAGCACAGUGAAGUUAGAUUGUCACCGAUCCGGUGCUACGCCACAGCACAGCCCUGCUGCCCGCGGCCACCAAGGUCAAAUCUGUUGCACCACAGUACAUCCUUCUUAGUUCUUACCGUCCUCCCCCUGAUCCAAACCCUCGUCGCCAAAUGCACGGUCACGGCACCGGCAGCCCGGACGGACACACCACCGCGCUCCCCGUUCGUCAACGCGCAGUCGCCUGAACUUUCUUGGCUCUCCCGCGGCAGCGACGGCUCUCAAACACCUUGGCUCUCCCCUCGUCCACCUCCACACACCACCCCAACCCCGAAGGCACACACGACGCGCGCGCGUCGGCCUCACCAGUCACCACACCACCCACCCAACUUCUGAGCUUCCUCCCUCGCCGGCGCGCGCACAGACGCGCCCACCGCGUGCGCUCCCCUCCUCGCCGAUGAAGCCGCGGGACCUGCUGGAGCGGAUCAGGCAUCCCUUCGGCUCGUCCCGCCGCGAGUCGGCGGCGUCGGCGCGGCGGGAGGAGGAGGACCUGGAGGCCAUCGCGGCGCGGGAGCAGCGCGCGUUCCGGUACGAGACGCUGGCGGCGGCCACGCGCAACUUCUCGGAGAAGCAGAAGCUCGGGCAGGGCGGCUUCGGGCCCGUGUACCGGGGCAGGCUCCCGGUCCCCGACGGCCGGGAGGUGGCCGUCAAGCGGCUCGGCGCCGGGUCCAGGCAGGGCGCGCGGGAGUUCAAGAACGAGGCCAACCUGCUGUCCCGCGUCCAGCACCGCAACGUCGUCAACCUGCUCGGCUACUGCGCCCACGGCGCCGACGAGAAGCUGCUCGUCUACGAGUACGUCCCCAACGAGAGCCUCGACAAGAUCCUCUUCUCCGCCGCCGCCCCGCCGCGCUCCGGCGGCAGCAGCAGCAGCGACGGCGACAGGCCAGUGCGCGCGGAGCUGACUUGGCCGCGGCGGCUGGAGGUGGUGGUGGGGGUGGCGCGGGGGCUGCUGUACCUGCACGAGGACGCGCACACGCCCAUCAUCCACCGCGACAUCAAGGCCAGCAACAUCCUCCUGGACGAACGGUGGGUGGCCAAGAUCGCCGACUUCGGCAUGGCCCGCCUCUUCCCGGAGGCCGGCGACGGCCGCUCGCACGUCCAGACCCGCGUCGCCGGCACCAACGGCUACAUGGCGCCCGAGUACCUCAUGCACGGCCACCUCUCCGCCAAGGCCGACGUCUUCAGCUUCGGCGUCCUCGUCCUCGAGAUCCUCUCCGGCCGCAAGAACUCCUCCUUCAUCCCGCCGCCCCGCUCCAGCGCCGACAACCUCCUCGAUUACGCGUGGAAGCUGUACAAGGAGGAGCGGAGCAUGGAGCUGCUGGACCCGUCGGUGAAGGCGACGGCCGCGCCGGAGCAGGUGCUCAUGUGCGUCCGCAUCGGGCUGCUGUGCGUGCAGGCGGACCCGCGGCUGCGGCCGGACAUGAAGCGCGUGGUGAUCAUCCUCUCCAAGAAGCAGAGCACGCUGGAGGAGCCGACGCGGCCCGGGGCGCCCGGGUCGCGCUACCGGAGGAGGGCGCACGGCCUGCGCAGCUCCUCGCAGUACUCCGACGGGUCGUCGUCGGGCACGACCCCCUCGACGUCGCAUGCGUCGGCGUCGGCAUCGGCGUCGGCGUCGGCGUCGAACGCGAUGACGACGUCGAGCACGCGCACCCUGAGGAGCCGCGGCCUCCCGUCGCACCGGGAAGAGCGGGAGCUGCCCAACGGCAGCUGAAGCCUGAGGCUGACUGUACAUAUGUCCAUUCUUUUUCUUCUUGUUUCUUUUCGUGCUUGCUUGGAGAUUCUAGAGUAGAUAGUAUGAUUAUUUUGGCAGUGGGUAGGGAGAAGUAGGAGGACUUGUUGUUCGUUACCGGAGGGAAAUUGACUGAACUGUCGGCCGAUCGAUCGAUUACUGGCGGUGACAGGGAAUGUGCAUAGCUAAUGGAGAGCGAGUGAUGCCGCGUUUACCAAA
This is a messenger RNA of Hordeum vulgare subsp. vulgare (domesticated barley), 2165 nucleotides long. RefSeq names its product putative receptor-like protein kinase At4g00960. Gene Ontology annotation, biological process: protein phosphorylation. The transcript is spliced from 3 exons. NCBI's taxonomy places the organism in Eukaryota, Viridiplantae, Streptophyta, Magnoliopsida, Poales, Poaceae. The coding region runs from base 615 to 1928 and encodes 437 amino acids. Gene Ontology annotation, molecular function: ATP binding; protein kinase activity. The record is from RefSeq and is a predicted model, not a curated record.